AUGGAGUGUUCAGUAUUCCAUCAUGUGGUGAUUGUGUUAAUGUUCCUUUGGGCUCUCGCUUACUUCAAUCGAUCACACGCCCUUUUCUAUUUCCUCUCUCUGAUCUAUCUCUACCUGGUUCAUGAACGGUAUGUGAUGAGAUUGAGGAGGAAAUUUCAGUUUGAAGAGAGGAAGCAAGCUAACCAGAGACGGGUUCUAUCUGAUUCUGAAUCGGUGCGGUGGAUGAAUCAUGCUGUGGAGAAGAUAUGGCCAAUUUGUAUGGAACAGAUUGCGUCUCAGAAGAUUCUGCGUCCGAUCAUACCUUGGUUCUUGGACAAGUAUAGACCUUGGACCGCGAAAGAAGCUGUGAUACAACACCUUUACUUGGGAAGAAGCCCGCCAUUGUUGACAGAUAUAAGGGUGCUCCGGCAAUCUACCGGUGAUGAUCACUUGGUGCUGGAACUUGUCAUGAAUUUCCUCACAGCAGAUGAUAUGAGCGCAAUACUGGCCGUGAAGUUGAGAAAAAGACUUGGGUUUGGCAUGUGGACAAAGUUACAUUUGACAGGAAUGCAUGUCGAAGGAAAGGUGUUGGUUGGAGUGAAGUUCCUUCGUCGAUGGCCGUUUCUGGGGCGUUUACGUGUGUGUUUUGCAGAGCCGCCUUAUUUCCAAAUGACUGUUAAACCAAUCACUACUCAUGGGCUUGAUGUUGCUGCACUUCCAGGGAUUGCAGGAUGGCUAGACAAACUUCUGUCUGUUGCAUUUGAGCAAACUCUUGUUGAGCCAAAUAUGCUGGUAGUUGAUAUGGAGAAAUUUGUUAGCCCACAAUCAGGAGAAAAUUGGUUCUUUGUUGAUGAGAAAGAGCCAGUCGCACACGCCCUUGUUGAAGUCAUUGAAGGAUCUGAUAUGAAACCAUCAGAUCUAAAUGGUUUAGCUGAUCCUUAUGUGAAAGGGCAGCUCGGCGCCUACAGAUUCAAAACCAAGAUAAUAAGGAAAACUCUGGCUCCCAAAUGGCAAGAAGAGUUCAAGAUACCAAUCUUGACAUGGGACUCUCCAAACAUACUCAACAUUGAAGUUCAAGACAAAGACCGGUUCAGCGAUGACAACCUUGGCGACUGUUCAGUAAACAUUGCAGAGUUUAGAGGCGGCCAAAGAAAUGAUAUGUGGUUGCCUCUUCAGAACAUUAAAAUGGGGAGACUGCAUCUUGCUAUAACAGUAACUGAGGACGAGGCAAAGUGGAAUGAUGAUCCGUUUGAAGGAGCGACAAUAGGUAAGGAAGAUAUGUGGGCUUCUUAUGCUACCGACCUUACAAAUAAAGGCUCCUUCUCAUCAGUGGUGUCUGAUAAGUCUCCAAGGGUUAGGGAUAAUAUGGAACCAAUCAACAUCGAAGGACAAGAAGAGACUGGAAUCUGGGUACAUCAGCCAGGAACUGAUGUCUCACAGAUUUGGGAACCAAGAAAAGGCAAGAGUAGAUGCGUCGAUAACCAAAUACUAGGAGUUUCUCAUGAUACUUCUGCUGGCAGUGUUCAUUCCACUGCAUCUGUGUCGCCGAACAACGAAAGCAGCAGCCCAGAUGAGAACCAGGAAGGGAAGAAGUCUGUUGGCCGGGGCUUGAAGAAAAUCGGUUUAGUGUUCCAUAAGAAUGGGAAGAAGGAAGAAGGUCAAAACACAGGGAACAUUGAAGAGGAUCUCAGGUCUCCUCGGAUUAAUUUGAAGGCGUUAAAUCGAAAGGAUGUUGGGGUAAAGUACAUCGUUGAAGACCGUCUCUCAGGGCCUCUCACAGGAAGAAGUCCAAAAGGUGAGAGCUUUGGUGCUGAAGACAGUCAACAAAAGGGACACAUGAAGGUUGCAAAGAGCAUUCUAAAACAUGCUGAAAAGUCUGCUAGACACUUAAAGCAUGCGUUUUCGCGUAAAGGAUCAAGGAAGUCGAGAGAUGAUGAGAACUUCUCAACCGUGUCAGAGGAAGAUGGUGUUCCUGAAUUUGACUCAUAUUCUGAUGAUGAAUCUGCAGUUAGUAAGGUGCAGGACGUGGGGACACCAAGAACAGGAAAAUCUGAAGGGAAAGUUGUCAGGGCACGUGAAAAUGAUCAUGUAAAUACAUCAGCAAACUCCAAUGAAGAAGCUAGAGGUCUUGCAAACAUUUCGACAAAUAAAGAAGCAAAGGUACAGAAAGUAGACAUGGAAACUACUUAUGUGGAUGCCAGGAGCUCUUCUCCUGGAGCUGAGAAAGUUUAUACGCCCAAGAAUAUCAAAAGAUAG
Messenger RNA from Microthlaspi erraticum, 2235 nucleotides. The record is from the annotation of a GenBank genome assembly. NCBI's taxonomy places the organism in Eukaryota, Viridiplantae, Streptophyta, Magnoliopsida, Brassicales, Brassicaceae.